Molecule: messenger RNA, 2343 nt
Organism: Physcomitrium patens
Lineage: Eukaryota; Viridiplantae; Streptophyta; Bryopsida; Funariales; Funariaceae
Product: ATP synthase subunit beta, mitochondrial
Biological process (GO): proton motive force-driven mitochondrial ATP synthesis; proton transmembrane transport
Cellular component (GO): proton-transporting ATP synthase complex
Molecular function (GO): ATP binding; proton-transporting ATP synthase activity, rotational mechanism; ATP hydrolysis activity
Source: RefSeq, a predicted model, not a curated record
UGGCAGCGACACUGCGAGCCGAGGGGGGCGUGGACGUCUCUCGCUACUCAUACCCAUACCAUUCAGAGUCCUUUCCCUUCAAGUUUCCGGUGCUGGAGCUCCCUAACCCUAGACAGCGCCUGGCCCCGCUCGCUCAUUGUGUGUUUUUCCUCGCCGGGGUUUGAGAGGUUUCGGUCAUGUCGGGACGGAAGGCUUUGGCCGCUGCGCUGCGAGCCGGCUCGCGCAGGCUCUCCUCAUCGCCCCAGCCUCCUAAGGGCGCUAGAUCAUUUUCCCCCAAUGCCUCCAAUGGCAGGGCCGUUGCGAAUGCGGCCGCCAAGGGGUUGUCCAGAUCGAUUUUCAACAGUGCGAGGGCUGUGACGCCCGCCCUGGCCCGUGGCAUGUCGACGGACAACAAAUCUACGGACUUCACCGGCGCUGGUAGCGUUGGUUCCAUCGCGACUGUGAUCGGAGCCGUGGUGGACGUGAAGUUCGAGAAGGGGCUGCCCCCCAUCUUGACAGCUUUGGAGGUGCAGGACCACAAUCUUAGGGUCGUCCUGGAAGUGGCGCAGCAUUUGGGUGAGAACACUGUACGGACAAUCGCCAUGGAGACGACAGACGGGCUUGUUCGCGGACAGCGUGUGUUGAACACCGGUUCUCCUAUUAUGGUCCCUGUUGGUCGUGCAACCUUGGGCCGCAUCAUCAACGUCAUUGGUGAAGCUAUCGACGAGAGAGGCGAUAUCAGCAGGGAGCAUGUGCUUGGAAUCCAUCGCGAGGCCCCCGCUUUCGUGGAUCAAGGAACGGAGAUGGAGAUUCUGGAGACUGGAAUCAAGGUCGUUGACCUGUUGGCGCCGUACCAGCGAGGUGGUAAGAUUGGGUUGUUCGGCGGUGCCGGAGUGGGGAAGACGGUGCUGAUCAUGGAGCUGAUCAACAACAUCGCGAAGGCCCACGGAGGUUUCUCAGUGUUUGCCGGAGUGGGAGAGCGCACCCGAGAGGGUAACGAUCUGUACAAGGAGAUGAUUGAGAGUGGUGUUAUCAAGUUGGGCGACAAGCAGAUGGAGAGCAAAUGCGCUCUGGUAUACGGACAGAUGAACGAGCCCCCUGGUGCCCGUGCCCGGGUUGGACUGACUGGUCUGACAGUGGCAGAACACUUCCGUGACGCUGAGGGACAGGACGUGUUGUUCUUUAUCGACAACAUUUUUCGUUUCACUCAGGCCAACUCGGAGGUGUCUGCUUUGUUGGGUCGUAUUCCAUCUGCAGUGGGGUAUCAGCCGACGCUGGCGACAGAUUUGGGAGGUCUGCAGGAGCGUAUCACGACGACACAGAAGGGGUCGAUCACCUCAGUGCAGGCCAUCUACGUUCCCGCUGAUGAUUUGACAGACCCUGCCCCUGCGACUACGUUUGCUCACUUGGACGCGACGACAGUGCUGUCUCGGCAAAUUUCUGAGCUGGGUAUCUAUCCGGCGGUGGAUCCUUUGGAUUCGACAUCCCGGAUGCUGUCCCCGCGUAUUUUGGGAGAGGAGCACUACUACUGUGCGCGAGAUGUGCAGAAGGUGCUGCAGAACUACAAGAACUUGCAGGACAUCAUUGCCAUCUUGGGUAUGGACGAGCUGAGUGAAGAUGACAAGUUAACAGUGGCGCGUGCAAGGAAGAUGCAGCGAUUUUUGAGUCAGCCAUUCCACGUGGCGGAGGUGUUCACAGGUUCGCCUGGAAAGUACGUGGAUUUGAAGGACAGUGUUUCAGGAUUCCGGGGUGUGUUGGAUGGUAAGUACGAUGAUUUGCCUGAGCAAGCUUUCUACAUGGUUGGCGGUAUUGAGGAGGUUUCGCAGAAGGCUGAGAAGCUGGCCAAGGACAUGGCUUAAGCGAGUUUUUGCGACAUUCUUUGCCUGUUUACACACCCACCUGGCUCAUCCUCUAAUUUGCCAAAUGUUAGUUUUAAAAUACCCAAGCAGCGCACUGGAUGGGCAGCGUCAGAUGCAUCGCUCUCUUUGAUAAGUACCAGAGUUUGCAGCCACUGUAGCGUUUCUUUUCCUGUUUCUUUCUGUGACGUCAUUGGGAAGAGGAUAUACAGUAGUGGUGAACUUUGCCCUGAUGUUUCCUUUUCAAGGCUGUUCUUUUAAAUUAAAACAUGGUAGUUGCCAUUGCAUAAAUAAUAUAUGGUGGGUUGUACUUGUGACCACGGCAGUUCUUUUUGCUUAGUGUUAGAUGGUGAAGCUUUCGGCUGAACAUUUUCGUUUAGCUGAGUUUUUUUCGGUAGUGAUAGUUUUAUGCAGUCAGUCGUGCAAGUUGGUUCAAGCAUCUGCCAAAUAAAAUGUGCCGACAUCUAGCCUCUGUGCUGGGAUUUGAGCAUCACAAAUAUUACUUGUG